CAGGCACCGGCGUUCCGCUUUCUGCUUCGGAUCAUUUCCGACCGCGAUGCUAUUUUUGGCCCGCCCCACGUGCACUAUUUGCACGUGAUUAUUCCUUACAAUUCUCUUCUUGCUAAUACCCCUCCCAAGCACUCAGCAUAUGGUGCUGUUGGUUGAGAUUUACGGUCGGUCUUGAUGCUACAUGAUUUUGCUCAUGCUAUCUCAUAUCAUACGGUUUGUUCCUUUCGUCAUUUCAUCGUCUACGUUAGUAGGAAAAGUCUUUCCUUCGCCCAUACACAAGUUGGCAAUUCCCAGGUCCCGUACCUUGAUGCCGGAACAUUCUCAUGUCGUCUAUAUUUCCCCUUAUCGCUAUUUUACGUUUGGUUACGUCACCCUCCAUGUCUGCUUUGAAGCUGAGCUCGACCUGAGUGGUGUGGAAGGGUCAGGAGUGAUGAAGCUCUGGUAGCGGAUAUAAAAAUACACUCUUCUCACCAUUUCUCGCUCACCG
Molecule: messenger RNA, 487 nt
Organism: Trematosphaeria pertusa
Lineage: Eukaryota; Fungi; Ascomycota; Dothideomycetes; Pleosporales; Trematosphaeriaceae
Exons: 1
Coding region: 182-445 (87 amino acids)
Source: RefSeq, a predicted model, not a curated record